AUGGCAUACAAGAUAGAGUUUCUUAUUGACUCCUCGCUGGUUGGGGACAUUCCGCAUUCUUCUUCAAUGUCACUUGAUUCCAUUCUAGAACAAAUUGAAAUCAUCAAAGCUGAGGCCAUGAAGAUUAUUGAUACCGAAAGGCAUGAUGUCAAAGGUAAGGAUGUUACCCAGAGGGUCAAUGACAUGCCAUCACGGAUCAAUGACGUGGUGGUUGGAUUGGAGGACGAGGCAAAAUCAAUAAUCGAGCGACUAACAAGAGGUUCAAGCCAAGUGCAAAUUAUUCACAUUGUGGGUAUGGCGGGACUUGGUAAGACAACUUUAGCUAAAAAAGUUUACUGUCAUCCGUCAGUUACCUCCCAUUUUCAUGCACGUGCUUGGUGUACUAUUUCUCAAGUUUAUCACCAGAAAAGACUGCUGCUUGAAAUUUUGACUUGUAUUGAACCCGAGCAUUCUGAUGAAUUUCUUGAGAAGUGCGAAACAGAUCUAGUUCUAAUACUCAAGCAAAAAUUGGGUAAGAAGAGAUAUCUAAUUGUUUUGGAUGAUGUAUGGGAUAUUGAAGCAUGGAAUGCAUUAAAAGACUCGUUCCCUGAAAAUAAAGAUGGAAAUGCAGUUAUCAUAACAAGUCGAAUUCGUGGUGUUGCUCCACAAGAUAAAUCCGUCAAAGAGCUUCCUCUUCGUCAACUCACUCAUGAUGAGAGCUGGCGUUUGCUAAAACAAAAGUUAUGUCCUCGAAAUUACUUGCUGCUUCCAAAAUUAUGUGAGCUUCGAAUGCAAAUUGGGGAAAAAUGUCAAGGGCUUCCUCUUACGAUUGUCAUUCUUGCUGGAAUUCUGUCAAAUAUUGGUCAAGAUGGUUGGGAAGAUGUUGUAGAGAGCUUAAGUGCACACACUGUUUCUACCACUGAUCAAUGCACUGCUACAUUAGAGCUGAGUUACGAUCAUCUACCAGAUAGAUUAAAACCGUGCUUUCUUUAUUUGGGAGCGUUUCCAGAAGACCAGGAAUACACACCCAAGAGUUUGAUUCAGUUAUGGGUCGCUGAAGGAUUUGUGCGAAAAUCUCAGAUCAAGAGCUCAGAGGAUGUGGCAAAUGAUUACAUGAUGGAUCUCACUGGCAGAAGUUUGAUCAUGGUGUCCAAAACAAGCUCCAUUGGAGGGGUCAAAGCUUGUCGUGUCCACGAUCUGUUACAUGAGUUUUGCUUAACAAAAGCCAAAGGAGACAAUUUUUUCCAACUUGUACGUCGGUAUAAUGAACUGUAUACUCUACACAUACCACACUACCUACGCCGCUUGUGCAUUUACUCUGAGCCAGAGCACAUUCGUGAGUCAAGGCUUUUUUCUCCCACCAUACGUAGUCUAUUGUUCUUUGCUCAUGGUAAAACGAACCAAGAAAAGUCAUUUCAUGAAAAAAAGUGGUUUGAUCAUUCAUUCAUUUUUCAUGCCUUCAAGCUUGUUAGAGUAUUGGAUUUAAGCCAAAUUCAUUUAGGAUUUACUUUUCCCAGAGAAAUAGAGUUGCUUGUUCUGUUGAGGUACUUGGCGGUUAUGGUUGAUAUGCUUUCUAUCCCGUCAUCCAUAGCCAAUCUUCUGAAUUGGGAAACUUUCAUUGUGAGAUCGGGAAUGUCAAUUUCACUGCCAGAUACCAUUUGGAAUCUGAAGAAAUUGAGGCACUUGCAUAUAGAUGGAUUUGAUUGGCCCAUCGACAAUCUUGACAACUCUUCAAAUUUGUGCAAUUUAGUUUCUUUCUCCGGUGCAAUUCCUGGACAAGUUAUUCAAAAUGUUUCCAAAUAUCCGCAAGAUGAAAUGCCAAAUUUUGAAUGUUGA
Messenger RNA from Coffea eugenioides, 1815 nucleotides. RefSeq names its product putative late blight resistance protein homolog R1B-17. Bases 1 to 1815 code for a protein of 604 amino acids. Gene Ontology annotation, molecular function: ADP binding. The record is from RefSeq and is a predicted model, not a curated record. The transcript has a single exon. Gene Ontology annotation, biological process: defense response to other organism. Lineage: Eukaryota; Viridiplantae; Streptophyta; Magnoliopsida; Gentianales; Rubiaceae.